This is a messenger RNA of Hyposmocoma kahamanoa, 1046 nucleotides long. Its product is annotated as keratin-associated protein 16-1-like. The annotation marks the transcript as partial. The record is from RefSeq and is a predicted model, not a curated record. Lineage: Eukaryota; Metazoa; Arthropoda; Insecta; Lepidoptera; Cosmopterigidae. The transcript is spliced from 7 exons.
UGUGUCUGCAAUCUGGGUUACAGAAGAAAGAGCAGAGAAGACAAAACCUGCAUUUUAGCUGAGGAAUGCCCUCCUGUAAAUUGCACAAGACCCAACGAGAUCUGGAGCUCCUGCCCAUCAAGUUGUCUUGCCGAGUCCUGUAGUGAUGUUAAUAACCAGCCGACUACUUGCAACGAUUUAGUACACAACUGCCAACCGAGAUGCAUAUGCGCAAAGGGAUACUUCAGAAACGAUAAUCAAGUUUGUGUACUCGCAAAAGAAUGUUCCACACCGGUUACGGAGCCACCAAUUAAAGAGCCAGUCUGCGGUUAUAAUGAAAUCCCUGCCACAUGUCCACAAAGAUGUCCUCCUCAAGACUGCGAAGCCUUAUAUUUGAAGUACUUAUGUGCGGCGAAAAACGAAAGUGAAUCAUGUGUACCUGGGUGCGACUGUAAAGAAAACUAUCUAAGAAACGCUAGUAAAAUCUGCGUACCCAUUAAAGAGUGUCCCCCGGCUCCUUGGAUAAUUGUAGAACCGAAUCCUCCAACCAAUGAAUCAGGUCAAUGUGGAGUGAACAAGACAAUCGUUCCGUGUACAUUUAAGUGUCCUAAUAACUUCUGCCCAGAAAACGAUGAUCUCGUCAAAUAUGCCUGCAAACCUCCUCGCGGCUGUCCUUCAGGGUGUGGUUGCAAAGAUGGCUAUCGUUAUAAGAGCUGUCAAGAUGAUACUUGCGUCUUGACCCGGGAUUGUCCUCCAGUAACCUGCACUAGACCAAACGAAGAGUGGAACUCCUGUCCACCUCUUUGUUUCUCAGACACUUGCGAAGAUCGCAACAAAACACAAUCUCAAUGUUACGAAUCCGAAGGAUAUUGCGAUCCAAGAUGCGUUUGCGAAAAGGGUUACUACAGAAAUGCGAAUCAGACGUGCGUACCUGCUUGCGAGUGUGGUUAGGGCAUUUUGUUCUUGUCGCCUUUGUAAAUACUAAUACGAUUUAUUCAGUCAUGGUUGUGACUAGUUAACUAUGGUAAAUAAAAUGUUGAAUAAAGUUACGAGCCUUUUUUAUUGAG